AUGUCAAGCGAAGCCACGCCCCACAUCCCAGCUGUCGCCACCCCCAUUGAGUUCGGGAGCAUAAUGUUUAUCCAGCUGGCAAAGCUGGCGAAAGAUGUUUCGCGUGAUUUGCGCAGUGUGCACCAGGAGGCGAGGAGUGAAGAAGAGCGGUAUGGUGUGGCAUGGCGAAGAGUGGGAGAAGCGGCGUCGAGUUCAUUUCGGGUUAAUGCCGCACAGGAUGAGCCUCAGGAUGCGUGUGUCCUUACAGAUUUCAUUGUUUGCGGCAAGAGGCAUUGCAUGAGGGGCAUGUUUUUUGCAAACCGCUCAAAAUCGGAUGUCAGAAAAGCCAAGGGGGUAACCGAAUGUUGAGGGUUGAAGAGGGACAGGGAUAAGUUUAGCAGCAUCCAGGCGAUGCCAAUCUGUUGUUUGGGACCGUGCCGGCUUAUGACAUAUUAAAAGCGGAUCAAGCUCGAGGAACAGAAGACUCUGACUAGCUCAAGGGAAGCCGGAAAGGGGACGACGACAAUUUGAAUUUCUGUCGUUGAAAAUAUUCAGAACGAAAAUUAAAAUGUUGAUGGUUAAUAAGAUGCAUUUUUGCUGGCAUUCGACAGCAGCAAAAAGCAAGGGAAGUUGAAGUUGAAGUCAAAGUCAAAUGCGGAUCAGGUUCGAGGAACAGAUGACUCUGAUUACCUACAAAAAAAAUGCCUGAAAGAGGUGAUAACGAGUUGAGCUUCUAUUGCUGCAAGUAUUCAAAAUUAAAAUUUAAAUUAAAAUGUUAA
Molecule: messenger RNA, 758 nt
Organism: Drosophila grimshawi
Lineage: Eukaryota; Metazoa; Arthropoda; Insecta; Diptera; Drosophilidae
Exons: 2
Coding region: 1-348 (115 amino acids)
Source: RefSeq, a predicted model, not a curated record